Ipomoea triloba (trilobed morning glory) is the source of this 1741-nucleotide messenger RNA. Its product is annotated as beta-glucosidase 47-like. NCBI's taxonomy places the organism in Eukaryota, Viridiplantae, Streptophyta, Magnoliopsida, Solanales, Convolvulaceae. The transcript has 12 exons. Gene Ontology annotation, molecular function: beta-glucosidase activity. Gene Ontology annotation, biological process: carbohydrate metabolic process. The coding region runs from base 35 to 1582 and encodes 515 amino acids. The record is from RefSeq and is a predicted model, not a curated record.
UCAUUAUAGUCCUUUCAUUAACAAACAUCUGUAAAUGGGAACUUCAUCAGUUUCCUUUGCACUGGUUUUCUGGUUUUUUGUUGCCCAGAUUUCAUGUAGUUUGGCAGAGCCCAUAAUCCACUCAGAGAGUUCAUUCCCAAGCAAUUUCGUUUUUGGAACUUCUUCUUCUUCAUACCAGUUUGAAGGAGCUUUCCAGAGUGAAGGGAAAGGCCUAAGUAACUGGGAUGUUUUUACUAGAGAAGCUGGGCAUAUAGUGGAUGGAAGCAAUGGAGAUAUCGCGGUUGAUCAGUAUCAUCGUUAUCAGGAGGAUAUUGAUCUCAUGACAAACUUGGGUGUCGAUAGUUACAGGUUUUCGAUAUCAUGGUCAAGAAUUCUUCCUAAGGGGAAACUUGGGGAUGUAAAUAACGCUGGAAUCAGGCACUACAACAGGCUGAUUGAUGCCCUAAUUCAGAAAGGGAUACAACCAUUUGUGGCAUUAAGUCACUAUGACAUCCCUCAAGAACUGGAAGACAGAUAUGGAGGGUGGCUAAGUCCCAAAAUCCAGGAGGAUUUCAGCUAUUAUGCAGACAUAUGCUUCAGAUACUUUGGGGACAGGGUUAAGCACUGGGUAACAUUCAAUGAGCCUAAUAUCGUCGCCAUUCGGGGAUAUAGGUCGGGGAUUUACCCUCCAUUGCGCUGUUCGGGCUCGUUUGGGAGCUGUGAAGCAGGCGAUUCGGAGACAGAGCCUUUCGUGGCUGCCCACAACAUGAUCCUCUCCCAUGCUAAUGCAACCAGCAUCUACAAGACCAAGUAUCAGGGAACACAAGGAGGUAGCAUUGGGAUAAUUAUGUACACAGCAUGGUUUGAGCCUUUCAGCAAUUCCUCAGAAGACAAAUCUGCAGCUGAGAGAGCUCAAUCCUUCUUAACAAACUGGUUCUUGGAUCCUAUUAUAUUUGGCAAGUACCCUGCAGAAAUGAGACAAAUUCUUGGAUCUGGAUUGCCAACAUUCUCAAAGGAUGAUCUGAGAAUGAUGAAAAAUGGAGUGGACUUCAUUGGGAUCAACCACUACACCAGUUUCUAUGCUAAAGAUUGCAUAUUCUCUGCAUGUGAACAAGGCCCAGGAGUCACCAAAACUGAGGGCAGGUAUCUCAGGACUCCAAGCAAAGAUGGUGUCCUAAUAGGUGAACCUACCGCGAUCGACUGGCUAUUUGUGUACCCUCAAGGAAUGGAAGAGAUUGUGACAUACAUAAAGGAAAGAUACAACAACACACCAAUGUUUAUCACAGAAAAUGGCAUUGCAGAUUUGGAUAAUAAUCCCAACUCAUCUACAAUAGUGGCUUCUUCACUCAAUGAUUUCAAAAGAGUGGAGUACAUGAAGGGCUACUUGACUUCCCUGGCAGAAGCAAUAAGGAAAGGUGCAGAUGUAAGAGGGUACUUUGCUUGGUCAUUGCUGGACAACUUUGAGUGGAUAUCUGGAUACACCCAAAGAUUUGGACUCUUCUAUGUUGAUUACCCGACUCUUCGAAGGAUUCCUAAGCUGUCUGCCUCCUGGUACAAACGAUUCAACUCCAAACAGGGCCCGGAGCCAAAAAAUUCAAGUUAGAGGGCCGAUGUAGUAGAAAAAUAUAUAGUGUUAGUUGGCAUUAUAAUUAACCGUACUAUAUUAUUAUAUAUAUUAUACAUUAUUGUAAUUAUUAUUGAUAAUGAUUUCUAAUUAUAUUAUGUGUAAUAAAGUAUGAAAAUAAAUAAUGUUUUCAAAAAA